Messenger RNA from Rhopalosiphum padi (bird cherry-oat aphid), 2844 nucleotides. RefSeq lists its product as uncharacterized. The transcript is spliced from 5 exons. Bases 421 to 1551 code for a protein of 376 amino acids. Lineage: Eukaryota; Metazoa; Arthropoda; Insecta; Hemiptera; Aphididae. The record is from RefSeq and is a predicted model, not a curated record.
UUCGUUUGGACGGUCUUAAUACACACACACACACGCGCACGCACGCACACGCAUACAUUUAAUAUAUUUAUUUAUGUGUAUGUAUCGUGAUAAUAUACAAUAUGAAGUCGAUCUGCCAGACGAGCGUCUUCAGUCGACCGGCGAACGUUCGAAAGGUAAUAGCUGUGUCGUCGUGCACCCACACUUAAACCACGAGUCGCUCGUAUCUACACCACGUGCUGUUUGAGACACACCAUAUGACAUAAGUCUUGACGGAUUUCUUCAUUUAACAUCGCAACUGUUAUCAGCGACGGUGUACUCGCGGACCUACAGUAUAAUAUAUUGAUCUUGGGGUUUUUUUUUUUAUCUACCGAGAAACGAAUUUUUUCCCGAAGGGUUUGUUCAGUAUAUUGUUUUUUCAUUCAUGCGAUUGCGAACAAAAUGACACAACUAGUUUUUCUUGUCACUAGGAGUAGAAAAGCUGUCCGCACAGCAGUUUUAUUCGCGUUUACAAUUGUGCAGCUGUUGCCGCUGCAUUCGUCCGCGGUCGGCGAUAAUACCGGCGCGACCCAUGCACCGUCGGGCGCCGAAUUCCUCCACAGCGUCAUUGGCAACAUGCAACGACCUAACCGCAAGGUGUUUAACGAUCGAAUCGACGUCCAAGAAUACAUACCCGACGAUAUCCCGUACAACCCACCUUCUGACGAGAUAAAAAUGCUGUCGAAACAACCGUUCCAUUUCAACAAUCAGGCGAACCGACCUGUUCAGACCGAUGCCAACAAAAACAGAGUGGAGUUAUUACUUUCGCAAAUAGCGCCUCAGUUUUUAAAAAACGAAUUUGCCGAAUCACAAAAUCGAAUAGUUACUCAAGAAGCUCCGCAACAGUUUAAUCCGGUUCCCAACAGUCCACAAAAUAUAAUUGACGCUCUUGCAAGUGACACGGCGCAAAGACCACCAGACGGCAUGAUUUCCGGAUAUAAUUAUUUCUUUUACCCGCUGGACAACAAGGCGCUGCAGCAGAUGCAGAAUGGCAAUCAGGUGGCGUCGACGACGGCUGUGGCAGACUCGGAACCGGCAAAGUCUGAAAACCAUGCGGCCACCAAGCCCCGGGUGGAGCCUCUGUUCGUGGCCAUGGCCGGAUUCGUGGGCGUUGCGGUGGUGUUCCUCAGCGCGCUCAUGUUCAUACCGAUAUUGCCGAUACACGCGCUCACCUCUAAGGCGGCGUUGAAACGUGCCCCCGAAGAGCUGGCCUCGCUCACCAAGCUCGUCGCCGAAUCCAUCGACGGCAAAGACUGCAGCGAGAGGAUAGCGUGCGAGGUCGGCAGGGCCAUGCGGUCCAUGCGAGUGGGCAACAAACCCAUCAGAAUGAUGGAAAUUAUACUACCACCAGCGGUUGCAAAACAGCUAGCUCAAAUAAGAAGGUCUGCCUCAAAGAAAGAACAGUGUCAUUUCAUCAUGUGCAAAAAGACUGAGGGUACAUUGCAAUUGGUGGCGAAACUAAAGAAAUCUAAUAAUUUUAAAACUAAUCACAACAAAACUAUUCACGAUGUUAGAGAAAUUUUUAACAUUUAAGACAGACCAUUUUUGGAAAUUAAUUUAUUCUAGAUAUUAAGUAAAUUAUUUUAUGUUUUUAGGAUUACAAAGAUAAUUAAAUAUUUUAGUUAUACCAAGGCUGGGCAAGUUACUUUUUCCCCACUAUAUUGUUUUAAAAUAGAAAUUAAUUCAGUUAAGUUUUUAAUUAUGUAUUCGAGUUAAAAAAUAAUUUAACUAGUUAACGGAUACGAGUAAAAAUUACUUUCUUCACUAUAAAAAAUAUACAUUAGGGUAAUUUACAAUGAAUUUAUUUCAUGAUUUAAACCAAAAACCAUAAAAAAUUACGCCUAUAUAAAAUAGCCGAAUUUUUAUUAUGUACAUUUUUUAAAGUUUUAAGUUACUAUGGUUAUUGUGAGAAUCGAUUUUUGACAUUUUAAUUAAAAUUAUUUAAAAUAAUAAAUUACUAUUUUGCAUAUUUACUUCAAUUAAAAAAAUUAAAUCAAACAAUUAUUUAAAAAUUGACUUCCACAAUAACCUAGAAAAAAUUAUCAAAAAAUGUCACUAUUACAUUUCUUUUGAAAUAACAACGUUUUAUAGUAAUUAACAGACAUUAGUGGCGUGACAAACAUGACAAAUGAUAUUUUUUAGCUAUUCUGUGCCGUGUAGUUAAUACUCUAAAUUAGAGUGUUAUCCAUAUUACAAACACAUAAGUAAAAUAAUUUUUUGCCAUUUUUUUUUAUACUUUUAUGGUUAUUUAUAAUUAAGUAUGUUUUAACUUUCAUCUUAGGUAACAUUAUUUUAACUAAAAAUAAUUAAAUUAUGUAAUUUUUAAUUAUUUUUUUUUAAAUUCAAAUUGCAUGUGAAAAAUAUUUUUAAUUGAAAUUAUUGUUGUAAUUUAUUCUGUAGUUGUUAUGAAAAAGUUUUUAUUCAUACAGAAAAAUAACUUGUUUCAUUGUGAUAAAAAGUAACUUAUCAAUUUAAAGAGUUGGUACAUCUUGAAAUAAAUAAAUUAAGUAAAAAGAUAAAUAUGUUUUUACUUAAAUUUCAACUUUGAAUUUGUUAAUGCCCAGCCUUGAAUAAUGUUGUUGCUUGAGAUGGUUUCUAUUAAUCAUUUUCUAAGGAGUAUUAUAUAGGCAACUUGUUAUGUCAUUCAUGUCAAUACUAUAAAAUAUAAAAAUAAUGACAAAUAAAUUAACGUUCAAGAAAUUAAUUUCCCUAUUUAUUUUAUUUUGUAAGAUGCUUGAAAAAUUAUUUUAGCAGAACUGAUAAUUAUACUACAUUGUGUAUUUUAAAUAAAAGAUAAAAAAUAAAGAACAAUACAUUAAUCAUAUA